Messenger RNA from Protopterus annectens (West African lungfish), 3835 nucleotides. RefSeq names its product bone morphogenetic protein 5 (gene BMP5). The transcript is spliced from 7 exons. Gene Ontology annotation, cellular component: extracellular region. Bases 673 to 2028 code for a protein of 451 amino acids. Gene Ontology annotation, molecular function: growth factor activity; cytokine activity. Gene Ontology annotation, biological process: SMAD protein signal transduction. Lineage: Eukaryota; Metazoa; Chordata; Ceratodontiformes; Protopteridae. The record is from RefSeq and is a predicted model, not a curated record.
UUACGCCUCAGAUCUCUCUGAAUGAGGUUUGGUACAGAUCUGUCAGAUUUGCCUGCUGGCAGUGGAAGCAGCUGUUUGGGAACAAGGAGAACUUGGGAUAAAUAUACAGACCCUUCAUUAUUCAGCGUAAUGAAUUCAUAUUCAUGUCUUUGGUCAACAGCUACCUGUGUCAAAGUUCUAUACCUUCCAUGGGUAAUUUAGCUACAAGAUACUAUCUAAAUGUUGGACUCUGAUGUGUUCCUCAGCUUUAAAACAGGCAUGGACAGACUUACGAUUUCUUCAUUAUUUCUUCUGUAAAGAAGGCAAGGUGCAGAGGGAAUUUGAACAAGUGAAAACACUUGACAAUUUAUGGAUUAAAUAUACUAAUAUUACACUAAGAAAAGGAUAUUUUACUAUUUGAAACUCACGACAUUUAUGUAGAUGCUGAUGUAUCAGCCUUAACCUUUUUGAUGAAUGCAACAGGUCUGUAAUUAUAACCCACCAAAUUUGUUUUCUGUGAGCUGAUUUCUAUAUUUAUGGAAUAUAUUUAACAGGAAUACCGAUGCAAGAGUGCAGGAAGGGGUCUGGAUCAUAUUUAAUAUGAAAUUUAAGACAGUUCUGUGCUGCUGAGGAUACUGCUGCAAUACAAUUAUAAAACAGUAGCAUAUACUCAUCUUAAAUCAACUAACAAGAAUGCAUUACUUCACAUUGGUUGUGCAGUUCUCCAUAGGGUUCCUUUGGAGUGGCUGGUUUCCUUUGCUCUUUGGGGAAUGUGGCCUUGCACAAAAUCAUGUGCACUCAAGCUUCAUUUAUAGAAAGUUGCGAAAUCAUGAGAGAAGGGAAAUUCAGAGAGAGAUUCUGUCCAUCCUUGGUUUACCACAGCGUCCCAGACCAUUUUCUUUGGGAAAACAGGCUUCAUCUGCCCCCCUGUUUAUGUUGGAUCUUUACAAUGCCAUGACAAAUGAAGAAGGCAGUGACAAUCUGGAGUAUACCUUGCAAAAUCAUCUCAGGAUGGAGAGCAGAGGAGUAAGUAAAAGGUAUCGAACAUACCCACUGGGAACUCAGUCAUACAGGACAACACGCCUUACAACUCAGAGCCCGCCCUUAGCCAGCUUACAUGACACCAACUUUCUAAAUGAUGCAGACAUGGUGAUGAGCUUUGUCAACCUAGUUGAAAAAGACAAAGAUUUUUCUCACCAAAGGAGACACUAUAAAGAAUUUCAGUUUGACCUCACUCAAAUUCCCCAUGGUGAAGCCAUUACUGCAGCUGAAUUCAGGCUCUACAAAGACAAGAGCAACAGUCGUUAUGAAAAUGAAACAUUAAAGAUCAGCAUUUAUCAGGUUCUCAAGGAACAUACAGACAGGGAUGCAGAUCUUUUUCUUUUGGACACAAGGAUUGUCGGGGCCUCUGAUGGAGGAUGGCUGGUAUUCGAUAUCACAGCUACUAGCAAUCACUGGGUCAUAAAUCCACAGUACAAUCUUGGGCUACAGUUUUGCAUUGAAACUUUAGAUGGUGGUCGUGCCAUCAGCAUGAAAUCAGCAGGUCUAAUAGGAAGGCAAGGACCACAGUCAAAGCAACCUUUCAUGGUUGCUUUUUUCAAAGCUAGCGAAGUACUUUUUCGUUCAGUUCGGGCAGCCAAUAACAACAAAAAGAAGAACCGGAACAAAUCUGGCGGCCAUCAGGAUUCCUCUAGAGCACAAAGUUCUAGUGAUUACAACACAAGUGAGCAAAGGCAGGCUUGUAAGAAGCAUGAAUUAUAUGUGAGUUUUCGGGACUUGAAAUGGCAGGACUGGAUUAUAGCCCCAGAAGGGUACUCUGCAUUUUAUUGUGAUGGAGAAUGCUCUUUCCCACUGAAUGCCCACAUGAAUGCAACAAACCAUGCCAUAGUCCAGACUCUGGUGCAUUUGAUGUUCCCCAACAAUGUUCCAAAACCUUGCUGUGCACCAACCAAGCUGAAUGCAAUCUCUGUAUUGUACUUUGAUGACAGUUCUAAUGUAAUCCUGAAAAAAUAUAGGAAUAUGGUGGUGCGGUCAUGUGGUUGCCAUUAGCACUGAAUUAACACAACAACAGAAAUAUUUUAUCUUUAAGGGAUUAUCAGUAAAUGUUCAACAUUGCCAGAAGUAAAAGACUGAUUUUAAGGUGUUUCUUUUCUUUUCAUAUGUACAGUAUUAUGUAUAUAGAACACAAAAUGUAUUUAUUUAUUUUUCUCCUUUUAUAUCCUUAUUUGCUUGUUCAUUGAAGUAGAUGAAACCUGAUUUAUGGAAUACAUUUUCCUUAUUCAUUUGAAGAGUAUUAAUUGCAUUUACAAUACAAAGAGUAUCUGAUGUGUUAUCAUCCACUAAGAUAAGAACUAUAAUAAUAAUGCAUUGCUCAGAAAUAGAUUACAGAUUAUUAUAAUUCCAAUAAAAGACAUGGUCAGAUAGUUCCUAAUAUUUUAGACAUGCCUAUGCAUACAUUUCCUGCAAAUCAUGCAUAUGUUGGGCUUGCAUGUUUUACAUAUUAAAUAUCCAGAAAUAACUGGAUGGGUCUCUUGCUGCAAUGUUCUUUUUUUCAGAUGAAUGUGAUUUUUUUUUAUUUUCUACAGUUUAUAUAUAUCUGGCAAGUCUUUCAUGAAUUAAUAUAUUUUUAAUCUAUUAAAUGUCUAUUUAGAAUAAGGAUACACAAUGUUCAUAGUAAUGACAAGUUAAACUGAGUUAGCAAGUUUCAAAAUGGGAAAUGACUACAUAAAGUAAAUAGUGUCAAAGCAUUUACCAAUCCUGAUCUAAACCUCCUCUACAGUUUUCAGUUCAUCUAUCAGAAGGAAAUUAGGGUAUUCUUCCCCUCCUCAGCUCGUCCCGUGUAAGUAAAUGUUCAUUUUUGUUAGACCAGAGUUUAUUGGCUGCACAAAUAGUUUGACACAAAAUGGAGAAACUGAAAUCAUAUAUCUCAUGCUGCAAAAUAGAUUGAUGCAGAUUACCCUUAAAUGCAGAUACUGGAAAGGAUUUGUAAUCUAUGUUUUGACUAAAAUUCCAUAUACCAUUUUGCUGUAUCAGCAGCACUGCUAUUUAUACAAGUAAUCUACUCUUUAUAUAAAUGAGUAGUGUUAUUUGAACUCUGUCAAAAUACAUUUUAGUUGUCUCAUUAUUCUAUAUUAAUUUAGCAUACAUUUAAAUGUUAUAUUAUCAAAAUACAGAGAUCAAACCUUAAAUAGUUUGUUAAAGAACACAUGAUCACGUAUAGGUUGAAUUCUGUCAGAUGUUAUAUUUACAUUUUCUGUACACUUUUUUUAUAUUUGCAAAUUGUAUAAUAUCUGUAUGGGAAUGUAAAAAAAUAAUAGCAAAAGAAAUAUUCAGGACUAUCUAAAUGCCGAAACAAGAAUAGUUUAUGUCCAUUCAAAUUAAUUUAGUGAAGAAGAUUCAGAUUUAUUGACAUCACGAUGAAUGCUGUAAACUGCUAUUCAUGCUACACAAGCUGCACAGUUUGUCCACGGUCAUAUUUCUGGAUGUAAGGACAUGUGACUGGUAGAUGUUCCACCAGGUGAAGGCAGAAAGGCAAAACUGUAAAGUAAAAGAAGUGGAAAGAGUGCUUAAUAAAGUAAUUACAGUAUUUUUCAUAGGAGCAAAGCUCCACUGGUCUACCACAAAGAGAUGCAUUGCACUUCUACAGUGAUUAUGCUCAGUUCUGUGGUCCCUGCAGAGCUAAAGAGAACUUUCCCAUUGCUGUCAACAUGUUUGGAUGAGAAUUCUGGACAAAGCCAAACAUAACUGAGGAGAGAUAAUAAGGAUCAGAUAAUGACAGAUUUUAAAUAUUGCUUUUAUAAACUGUGAAAUUUGUUAGAAUAAUGAGUUUUAUAUUAGCAUGCAUUUUUCUAAAGGA